Ipomoea nil (Japanese morning glory) is the source of this 2083-nucleotide messenger RNA. RefSeq names its product QWRF motif-containing protein 3-like. NCBI's taxonomy places the organism in Eukaryota, Viridiplantae, Streptophyta, Magnoliopsida, Solanales, Convolvulaceae. Gene Ontology annotation, biological process: centrosome cycle; spindle assembly. Gene Ontology annotation, molecular function: microtubule binding. Bases 168 to 1961 code for a protein of 597 amino acids. The record is from RefSeq and is a predicted model, not a curated record. Gene Ontology annotation, cellular component: cytoplasm; nuclear microtubule; centrosome. The transcript has 7 exons.
AAAUCCUUAACAACAAACUCUGGUUUCCCCAAAUUACCCUCCUCCCCUCCUGCAUGGACAAGGUGAAUUGGGUAAAUUGACCUCCCCCACUCCAAAAUCUGCCUGCCGGCUUCCCAUCUAUUCUGCCGCCAUUAUUCAGUGAAGAAGAAGAAGAGAAGAAGAAGAACAUGGAGUUUGAUCAAAAGCCCAGGAAGCAGAAAUUCAGAGAAGUUAGUUCAAGAUUCCUGUCGCCGACCUCAAACUCCUCGUCGGCGAAUGCAAUGUCGUCCCCGAAUCAUCACGUUCUGUCGCCGGUGAAGCAGAAGCCCCGAUCAUCCACUGAUUCCCGGAAGCAUAAGGGGCUGGAGAAAUCGGGUUUCAUGGCGAAGCUUUGGCCCUCGUCCGCCCCGUCCUCGCAAUCUUCAAGCUCCAAGGUGGACUCUCUUGGCAAUCACCUCGGACACGAGAGGCUAAAAGAGCUUGAAGAGGACAAACAUGGAGACAGAGCGGAUAAUCCCAUGUUUCUCAACCGCCAGAACAGUUGCUUGGAGUUUAGCAGGUUUGAGCGCGAGAAAGAUAAAGGAGCUAAGGAAAAUCACCGCCCGGGGAUCGGUGGGUCCAUGUCCAUGCGCCACACCGGAAAAUUCAUGCUUCCCGGCAGAUCUUCCACUUCUUCAUCCUCGUCUUCCUCGUCCUCCUCAAAAUCCUCGAAUUUACUUGAAGAUUACUCUGAUCGUGAUCGUGAUCGCCUUCUUCCGGGGAGAUUUUCUGUCGAUGAAAAUGCCCUCCAGGGGAAGAACUACGUGAAAAGAUCAGAUUUUUUAUCCGAUUUGCAGGCCUAUUCCGAGUCUGAAAACACUGAAUUUUUCGGUUCCCCUGUGGCCGGGAAGAACAAUAUCCCAUCCUACAUGGCGCCCACACUCAGUUCAAGAAAAGCUGGAAUCGAAGUCGCAUCAAAGUACAUGCAAGAUUUGCCGUCGAAAUCCCGGAGAUGGAGUUCAGAUUCCGGCGCCCAGAACACCGCCGUAUCAGCAGAGUACUCUCCCAAAAAGGCCUCCCAAAAAACUGCCAUAAAAAGGACUAACUCACUAGGCACGACGAAUUCUAAGUGCUCUGCAUCUCCGGGGAGAUCAAACUCCCCGCCGGUUUUGGCAGAGAACAAAGGGAAACUAGCCGGAAUUUCAACUUCAAAGCCGCCGACCAGCCCUUCAAGAGUGAAAGGAGUCGGGAGUUUCUUGAGUAUGGGGCUUGAAUUGCUUAAGGUCAAGAAAUCUUCUUCUUCUUCUGCGUCGUCCCCCUUAGGCCCCGGAACAUCGGAGACCGUUCAUCACUUGAGGUUGCUCCAUAACAGGCUGAUGCAGUGGAGAUAUGCUAAUGCAAGAUCUUAUGUUGUUAAUGACAACAUUAUCAGACAGGCUAAGAACAACUCAAUAUAUGCAUGGGAUGGUCUUGCUAAACUGCACCAUUCUGUAAUGCAGAAGAAGCUGCAGUUGCAGAAGGAGAAGAUGGAGAUGAAACUCACUUAUGUACUUCAUUCUCAAAUCAAACUUCUUGAAGCUUGGGGUGACAUGGAAAGACAACACUUAUCUGCAAUCUCCAUGACCAAAGAUUCCUUAAACUCAGUUGUUUGUAGUGUCCCCCUCGUUCAAGGCGCAAAGGUGGAACCACAAUCAACCUCCAUGGCUCUUCGUCACGCUUCAGAGGUUGCUGCAUCCAUCAAGUUGAUGUUGUCUGCCUUCUCGCCCGGGGCUGAGAAGACAUCUGAAGUACUGAAAGAAAUAGCAGAGGUUGUAAUACAAGAGAAAUUGCUGCUGGAAGAGUGCUUGGAGCUUUUCAAGACCAUUUCUGCACUAGAGAUUCAAGAGAGGAGUUUGAAGUGUAACAUAGUACAGUUAAGAUUGGUAGAAGAUGAAUACCAAUUCCGACACCAGGAACUCAGCUGGAAGACCUAUCUGCAGCAUAAUAAUAAUUUUUAUUAUUAGAUAGGAAAAAAAAAAAAGAAUCAGAAGAUGCAUUUAGGCUUCUCACUUGGUUUUUAGAGAGAUAGUUUGCUGACAGAGACUUUUAACAAAAACAAAAAAUAAAUAUAAAAAAAAUGCUCAUA